CUAAAAUCGGGAAGACCUAUUUCAAUAUGGCAGAUUCCGAAGAACAAAAAUUGACCAUCAUGUUCAAAACCGAUGCCAGCUCAAUAAUAUCGCUUAUGUUUCUACAUCCUGUUCCAGUUCGUGAGAAAGUGAAAGAAUGGAUGGCAACGUUAUAUAAAAUGGGUUCAAAUAUCCUGGAUCAGCAAAUGCGCAAUCGCUACGCUGCCUACCUGUUGAUGCAAUUGGAAGUCAAUCAGGGUCUAUCGAAGCCGUUUGAACAACCAGCCCCGGAUCACAUUCACAUUCCACUGGCAAAAAUUGUGGGUGUCGAUGAAUAUAUUCAGCUUCUCGAAAAGUGUGAACGAUAUUAUGUGAUGAAAAAACGACCAAACAAUGAAGAAUCGAAGGAGCGCAGAACGCCGUAUGAGUUGAUGUAUCGAAUGCCGCCUGCUGAUCACGGUGUGAUUGUAUACGGCGCCUGCUUCAGCAAGGAUGAUCAAUGAAGAAGCAGUUGAUCGUAAUCAUUUAUUUGUAU
This is a messenger RNA of Toxorhynchites rutilus septentrionalis, 514 nucleotides long. RefSeq lists its product as uncharacterized. Bases 27 to 482 code for a protein of 151 amino acids. NCBI's taxonomy places the organism in Eukaryota, Metazoa, Arthropoda, Insecta, Diptera, Culicidae. The transcript has 3 exons. The record is from RefSeq and is a predicted model, not a curated record.